Molecule: messenger RNA, 7504 nt
Organism: Phalacrocorax carbo (great cormorant)
Lineage: Eukaryota; Metazoa; Chordata; Aves; Suliformes; Phalacrocoracidae
Source: RefSeq, a predicted model, not a curated record
UGGAGACGGCGAGGGGCGGUGGCGGCGGGUGCGCGUUCGCGUUCGCGUCCGCGCGCGUGAGGGAGCGGGAGCGCGCGGCGAGCGGAGCGGAGCGGAGCGGGAGCCGAGCUGAGGAGAGGGCGGCGUCGGCCCGAGUCGGGGGGAGUCGGGCGGCGCCGGGCGGCGUCCGUUGCUCCUCGACGCCUCGCCCUCAAGCGCGUUUCUCCUUAGGGAACGGUUCCACCCCGUCCCCCCGCACCGCGGCGCGCUCGGGAGACCCCGUCCUUUCCACCGCCCCUCAGGCGAAGCCCCCCUCAGCGGCCCCGCUCGCCGGCCCGGGCAGCGCCUCGCCGCCCUCAGCCCGUCCUCCGCCGGCGGCCUCUCCGUCACGCCAUGGCUCUCUGCCGGCGGCUGGCCCGGCUGGCCGCCCACCUGCAGGACCCGCGGAAAGUGGCCGCCUUCCAGCGGCUCUGCGGGGUGGAGGGGCCUUCGGGCUGGGCCGACGCGGAGCAGCGGGCCGGGGGCCGCGGGUCGGUGGCUAACGGCGGCCCCGCGGCGGAGCGGGCGGGAGAGCGGGGGCAUCCCGCCGGGAACGGGACGGUGCCCGGCGGGGCUGCCCCCCCGCAGCGGUGGCGGAGGAGGCCGCGCCGUAACUCCCUCACGGAGGAGGACGGCAGCCAGGAGUUCUCCACCCGCAGCCGCUUCCUCUACUAUCUCUUCAGCCUGGGCACGGAGCUGGGCAACGAGCUCUUCUAUAUCCUCUUCUUCCCCUUCUGCAUCUGGAACUUGGACGCCUGGUUGGGCCGGAGGCUUAUCAUCAUCUGGGUGUGGGUGAUGUACCUGGGGCAGUGCACCAAGGAUGUCAUCCGCUGGCCGCGGCCUGCCUCCCCGCCCGUGGUGAAGCUGGAGGUCUUCUACAACUCCGAGUACAGCAUGCCCUCCACCCACGCCAUGUCGGGCACCGCCAUCCCCCUGGCGCUCCUGCUGCUCAGCUACGGCCGCUGGCAGUAUCCCCUUGUGUUUGGACUGAUCCUUGCAUUCUGCUGGUGUUCUUUGGUUUGCUGUAGCCGAAUUUAUAUGGGAAUGCAUUCAAUUUUGGAUGUUAUUGCUGGAUUUCUGUAUGCUAUUCUCAUCUUGAUUGUCUUCCAUCCAUUUGUGGACCUGAUUGAUAACUUCAACUUAACUUACAAAUAUGCACCCUUAAUUAUCAUCAGUCUCCAUUUAGCCCUGGGCAUCUUCUCUUUUACUCUGGACACCUGGAGCACAUCGCGAGGAGACACAGCACAGAUACUGGGCUGUGGUGCUGGAGUAGCCUGUGGCUCUCAUGUUAACUACGUAAUGGGUCUAAAGCUAGAUCCUCCUCCUGAUACGUUACCUUUAUCUCUUUCCUCCCUCACUGUGACUGUGUUUGGAAAAGCCAUGUUGCGGUUGUUGAUUGGAGUAAUAGUUCUGUUGUUAACAAAAGUAACAAUGAAAAAAGCCACUAUUCCACUGGCAUGUAAAAUAUUUUGCAUACCACAUGAUGAUGUACGGAAAGCAAGACAACGCAUGGAAGUUGAGCUUCCCUAUCGCUAUAUUACUUAUGGAAUGGUUGGGUUCUCCCUCAUGUUUAUUGUUCCUUGCCUCUUCCAUUUUAUUGGUCUUUCUUGAUGCAGUUUUUUCACUUCAAAUAGGGAGAACAGAGCUAGUUGCUUUUUGAAGAGGCGCGCUAGUUUGCUAAGGGAAGGCCAGUGAGCUUGGCUUUAGCAGGGUCUUCACUUUAACAGCAAUAUAUAGCAGGCAAAGCAUUUAAAGAACUUUGCACAUCUUUGGGUACGGUAUGGGGCCAGAAGUCAAAUAUCAGUGUACGAGAAGUGCUGAACUCUAUAAAUGCUAUGUCUAGACUUAUUGCUGUAACAAAGUCUGUGUGUGUGUGAUGGAAUGAAUGUAUCUGGAAUGUCUGUCAUGCUGUACCUGUGUACACUGACAUUUUAACAGGUAUGUCUGACAGCUAAUCAGAGAGCUCCAUUCAUGAUCUGUUUGCCAUUUCAUAGUAAUUUAUUCAAGUUGUUGGACCAUAGGCUGCUGAACUUGCUUUCCUCUAUUCUUUCCUGAAGUCCUGCUUCAAGAUGUUUCAGCUGAUAGGCAUUUCUAAUGGACCAAACUUGUAAUGAGGUUGAAUUUUUCUAAAAAAAAAAAACAACAAAAAAAAACCAACCCCAACAACAAACAGAAGCCUUUUUCUUUAAACCCCUCUACAGAGUAAAGUGUCUGGAUUGGCAUUGGUAGAUAUCACUAGAAUAUAUAUAAUUCAGGUACUGUAUUUUAUGGUUUAAUAACUGUGCCUUUCCGUUGCUAAAUUAAGAAAUGCCAUAUAUACUGUGAUGUAAAAAUGCCUGAUUUUAGUUAAAAUCCUACAUAAUUAGGCAGAUAUCUUUAAAUGUUAGAUUGUCCACGUUGCUGGCAUGAUUCAAGUUAACCAGUAUAUUCAGUUUAGCCUGAUCAAAAUUGCAUAAAUUAAAUGACCCAAGAAUCAUUUCCUUAAGCUCAAGAUAUUGUAAAUGGACAAGAAACCCUUUUGUAAGUAUUUUUAAUGUGUACUGUAAUUUACUGGAUGAGGAUAUAUUUUUCUGGAGAUUGUUUAUACAGUGGACAGAUAUGCAAAAUUAAUUAUCAAACCUUAUGAACAAUAAAAACACCCCAUUCUGCAAAGAAAUGGGACUCACUUAUUAUUCCAAACUGAUUUAGAAGGACCAUUGUUUUUAGAUAUUUGCUUAGAAAAUAUAAUCCUUAUUCUUGAAAAAAUACAUGUAUUUUUAUGCAUCAACAUACUAUAUUUAAAUGCGAUAUAACUUUUGCCCAAUUUAGAUAGCUAUAAGACAAUAUAAUAAUCAAAUUAAAUUUUUAAUCAUUCUGAUAGGCAGACUGUGAGCAGUCAAGAUGGUAUGGUCAAUGCAUAAAUGGUUUGUGCAUAUCUAAUUUUUACUGAACUAUUAUGCACUUUUCAGCUUUUCAUGAUCCUUUUUUCAGUGAUGAGUAGAAUAUGAUCCUUCAAGUGUAAUUUCAUGUGCCUCUUUUGUGUUUCAUUUUGUCUGUAAACAUGUUGCCUAAUCUGUUCUUUCCAUGUCAGGAACUGUCAUGUUGCAGCAAGAGCUGUCUUAUUGUCUGGCCAGACAUGAAUUUCCUAGUUUUGUACUGUAAGUUUUUAUCAGGAAAAACAUGAUUUGGUUGGGAAGUAUAGUGAUUAGAUAUAAAUUUUUGUAAAAAAUAUUUCAAAUUCAAAUUUUUGUGUUGGAGUUCAUAUCCAAAUUGUUGAUAUGUAAAUUAACAAAAUUAACUUUGUCUUCCCUCAGAGCAGUCAAAGUUAUGGUACGCUGGCAUUAGAUGAUGUGAAAAGCUAACUUUUCUGAUGCAUUUCUUCAGUGCGUUCAGAAUGCACCGCUAUGAAUGUAUUCUAACUGAUGUAUUCAGAACUGAGAGCGUGUUAAACAACUUCUAUAGUUGAAAAGACCUUACUACUAGAAAAUGGUUAGUUUGUUUCAGUGCAUAUUUCUGGAUUUGAUUUUUCUAUCUGUUCCUCUUUUGCAGUUUAAUGCUGAACGUGCAGUAUAAGGUCAACUGGUUCCUAAGUUUUUGAGGGAGGGGAUUUCCACCAGUUUGGCUUUGUGCACUAAGUCAUUAAAUAAAUAGCUGGGGGGAAUGUACACAAAAUGCCUUAUGCUUAAAGCCCUGAGCAAGUGGUGUAGUUCCAAUUAUAUUAAGUUAGUCUGAGGACUGGUGAAAAUAAAAGGAUACCUUUCUCUGAAAUUUAAGGCAUAUUCUUUUUAAACAUCCUAGCUUUACAGUUUAUAGCAAAAAUGUUUAAAUUCUAGCACAGAAGAGACAAGUGAGCAAAACUAAUUUUUUAAGGUACGUAUUUGACUUCUAUGAACUUCAAGUUUACAGCAAAAGAGUGUUCAUAAAGCUGUCUCUUCUGGCUGUGCUUGCUCUGUUGUACUGUUAAUGAAAAAUAAAAUCUACUGUGGAAGAUCCAUAAUGGGUGAAAACCAUAGGCACGGCUUUCAACAGGCUAAGGAAAAUUGCACUGUAGCUCAUUCUACAUGUUACUCAUAAAUAUAUAUAUCAUAUUUUUGUCACAAUCAGUAACUUCAAAAUGUCAUGUUCCGUGUACCACAAAGCCUAGUACACAGGAAACGUGUAUCAGAAUGUCUACACAGCACCUUUACAACCCUGUCUCUAAGACUGCAACUAGUUUACUGAUGUUCACCUGCAAAAAGUUUUACUAUUCUAUUUUCAUGUUUUGUAAGGGGCUAGGCUCAAGAGGGCAGUUUAGCACAAAAUGUCAUGCAAUAUGAACCCUGUUAUAGAAUAAAGAAUCACAGAAAUGCAAAAAUUUAAAAAUCCAACUUAAGUAUUUGUAUUUUAAUAUAUUUUUGUUUAAUAAUAAGCUAAGAUUCCUUCAGAUCAGGCAUAACAAAACAGCAGGUAAAACUGGAGCACUUUCUUUGCCCUAAGCUAUUGCUAGAGUUGAACAUGAAAAAUAUUCCCCAGUAAGAGCAUCAGCUGGUACCAAAUGAUUUAUAAAUAAAUUUAACAUAGCUUUAGAAGGUAGCUAAAUGUCUUUUCAGAAGAACAAUACACUUGAUACCUUUCACAAAGUGGUGCAAAAAGAUAUUCAUAUGUCACUGCUGGUGAACCUACUCAGUUCCAGGAGUAUAGUCCUAAAGAGAGAAAUACCACUACUUUAUAGAGGCAGAUAUAAAUACAUAUUUAUUACAAAAAGCUACAAGUUAAACUUGUCUUAUUUGAUUACUGUAUGAAAUAAAACCCAAAACUAACAGUCAUGUAGAGUGUAAUUUGGCACAAAAUUCUGUUUUUCAAGAGGCUGAAGAGACUUGAAUUAGUCUUAGACUGCCGUAUACAUAGGAGCAGGAUUUUUCUGACCUGGCCCUCAGUCAGAACUAACAUAUGCAUUGCAUCUUGGGUAAGUUUUAGAAUAUAUUAUUUUGUUAAAAAGGUUCGUAUUUGUUAAAAAAGCUAUUAUUUGCUUCCCAUACCAUGAACUGGGGCUGAAGCCUCUGUUCUGUGUGAUCACCUUUGAAGCUCUUCAGUCUCUGAUCCCAUUUGCCUUUCCACUUCACCUGCAAAUUGCGGCAGGGCGGGGUAGGGGAGAAGGGGAGGUGGAGAAGCUAUUUUAAGGUAAACUGGCAAACCAGAGGGAGUUGUAUGUUGUUUAUUCACUUGGAAUUUUUUUAAGCUAAUGGACAGUUUUUCUGAAAAUGAAAAACAAAACCAAACAAACCAACAACAACAAAAACCCCAAACAAACCAAACCCAGAAAGAUGCAUUUCUUCUAAAAUGGCAUCUCUAAAUGUAAUAUGUGGCUUUUUUUGCUUGUUUGUUUUACCAGAAGAGUGUUAAAUUGUCUGGAUCUCAAAAGCUAUUAUGUUUUCCUCUGCUACUACUUUUUAUUACCGCUUUCAGUAUUUUUUUACUCCAUUUCUUGCUUAUUUCCCAGGAAGUGUCCUGAACUUUUUCUGCGCAACUGCUACUUAUGUGAAGAUUGUAAUUUUGAACUUGUAAAUACUUAAGGGCUGUUAGUGGCUGUUAGCUGCUCAAAUACAGAAAAACAAACCUUGCAUGCUGUAAGUAAAUACAUCUGUUGUGCUAAAAGUUGUUUCUAUUUCAGUAUUUACUUUCUCAAUACAAAACUGAGAUUUUUUUCACACACAAUACAUAAGAUAUUUAAGAAUUCACUGGUAUGAAGGGGCAUUGCUGUCUAACGCCUGUUAACUUUACGGGAGUUCUGCACCUAGUUCCUUCCGUAUUAACGCUGAGAACGAACCCUGAAGGUCAUGUCCAUGCUCUGGCAUGCGCACAGGCAUCCGUGUGUGUGAAGUGACUUCCCUUCUAAGGUGUAAGUAAUAUUCUUGCUCUUGAGGUCUGAGAGAUUGUUCUUUUUAAAAUCAUACUUAGCCCAGUUUUUACAAGACUUUUAAAGGGCUUAACUUGGAAGCUGUUUCUUAGGAGCUGGAAUGGCCUGUACAUUUGCAACAAUUAAUUGAUGUUUUCCCCUCUGUACCACAAUUGUGCUGAAUGACAAGGUCCCAGAAUAAUGUCAGUAGACAAAAUAAUGACAGGAGAAUUGAUAUCUUGGGGUAUUGUGACUCAACUUACUGUAACUGAUCCUUGGGUGCGUUUUUUGGUCCAAUGUAGAAUGUUUCCAGGUUAUACAAUUUAUUUCUAUAUUCUACAAAUGACUUUGAGGAAACUUUGACUUUUUUGUGGGAGGAAGUCUCACUGAAUGACUUUAUGCCAGAACUUUGUUCUAGUGGAAAGCUUAAGUGGCCUAUUUGUUUCAGAAAAAAUAUAUAAGCCUAUUUUAAAACUUACUCUAAAUACCAUAUUUGUCAAAUUGAUAGAUCAGUUGGGUCACUAAUGUUGUUUUUCUUCCUAUAAUACUUCAUGAAACAAAAGCAAACAAAGCUUAAUUUGGAAACAAAAUGUGAUAUCAUGUGGCAGAGAGGGAUAUAGGUCUUUAGAUGUUCCCUAAAAAGCAAAUAUUGCCUGCUGGAGGUGAAGCAGAUUUAACUAUGCAUUAGACAAAAUUCCUUGCACUCCGUUCUGCACCAGAAAUAAUUUCCAUGUCGGUAAGAGUCCAUUUAACAAAACGAAGCAAAGCAAUAUGUGCUUGCAGUGUAUAAUUGGUAACUGUUCCUGUAGAAUCAAAGAAGAUUAGAGGGUACAUGGGAGAAUACUACCUUAAACAUAUUGACCAGUAAAUGUACAUAGAGAGUCCUAUCAAGUUGGAGAAUUUUAUUAGCUACUAAACUUUGACUAAAUUAGUCAUUAAAUUUUUCCCACAACUUUAUUUUUGUUAGAAAGACAAGGGUGAUAUUCCUGAAAUGGAAAUUAGAUCUUAAGACAAUUCUAGAUGUCUAAAAUAUCAUAACUGAAAAAGAUCAGUUCAGGAGCUAGUAACCUGAAAAGUAAGAGCCAAGUCUGAGGGGGAUUUUGUAUUAAACAUAAUGCACUAAAAAAGGAUGCCAAAAUUUGGCCUGUACUUGAUUUAUAUGAAAUCUGUAGUAAAUAUAGAGAUACAUAUAAUAUAUUGCAUAUUGGAGUUUCACUUUUUUAUGUAUAGAUUUUUUUCUUAUUACUGCAUUCCCUGAUAAAAGGAAGUGUUCAUAAAAUGUAAAACAGCUCUGUCUGUAUAUGGAAAGACUGUUAGUGGUAUUUCAAGAAAUAAUGUAGUCAUAACCCCCAAUCUCUCAACCUCUUGGAGAACUAUAUUUAAAUAAAUAAAUAAAUAAAGUACUUCCAAAUGCAACCCAUGAGUGAGUUGAGGAUCAUAUAGCGGUUGCUGUAUAAUAGUGUACAACUGAUGAUUUAAAGAUCAAUACAUUGGAACUUUUUGUUUUUGUUAAUGAUUUUGUACUUGUACACUUUCUGCAGUUGUCAACUAAUAUUUAAACUCACAUUGACUGGUAACUGAAGUGUCUAACUUCAUCUGCAAUGAGUGGGUAAUAAACUACUGUUGGAUUCA